CCCGCAGCAGAGUACCGUUGCGACGAACCGACGACGACAGCCCAUUCUACGACGAGGGGAAGAGUAGACUCCCAACGGGGUGGUUAGCGAUUAGUAGCAGCCAUGAGUCACUUGACGUCAAAUAAUGCUGCUCGGGGUCUCCUCUCCACGCGAUCGCACGGGAAGGAGAGGGAGAGGGAUAAGGAGAAGGAGAAGGAGAAGGAUCAUGAUGGCGAUGACGGUCUGCUCCGACCGACGGCCACGCGCGAGUCGCCACGGGCACGAGGGGGAUCGAAUUCGACAGGUCAUCUCAGUAGUAGGAAGAGCAGCCAGUAUGAGGACAGCGACCCGGGAGGGGUGUCCAGACUGAGGCGACGGACUAUUACGACGGAAGAUCUGAGGCGAGAGAGGGAGAUGCGGAAGCAGGGCGAAGAACAACUCCGCUCGGCACUCUUCUCCAUCAGCACGUUCGCUACGGAAAUCACUCGUCGACUCGAUUACACCUACUACAACCUCCUCGAGAAACUGACGACGCUCCACGCGGUGAUGGAUUCUUUUCACGAACUCACCAAAUCCACCGCGUUACUUGGCCAAGACUUUGAGAAAGAAACCGCAAACCUCGACCAAGAUACGCGCAGACAGCUGGAGGAGUUCAAGGGCUUCGAGACCCAGAUACGGGAUAUAGAAGCGUUGGAGAAGCGCAUGGACGCUGGACGUGAGAGGGUGGAUGCUCUCGGGCAAAGAGUCGCUGCGGUGAAAAAGCAGAUUGAAGACUGGGAGAGGAAAGAGCUUGAGUGGCAGACACAGACGGCGAGGAGGUUGCGUAUCUUUUGGGUUGUGGCAGGGACGGCCAUUUUGGUCCUGGUGAUUGCCGUUGCUAUGCAGACUCGGCCGCAUGAGGGUCUGGGCAGACUGGCGAACGGGUCGACGAAUGGUUCUUUCGGUCGUCUUAUUCCAGAGGUAGAUGUGAAUCAGGUGCGGUUGGAAGACGACACAAGCUGGACCAAACGGCCGUCGCGACUCGGACAUGCCACCACUUCUACGCGACCUCAUCCGAAUCUCAAAUCGACAGAAGAAGCAGAGUCGAAGACGUCAGCGCCGGAAAUGAAUCCUUUUCGGUUACUAGACGAGUUAUAAUCAGGUCGGGCAGGUUAAGUCUUUUGUCAUUUACUCAUUCCCUGCAUAACAGGGAUUGUAUUUUGCUAUCCAGCGACUAUUUGUAUGUAAUAAGAGGUCUGUUUUGUUUUAUGAGAUACCCAAUAUGAUAUGCACCGUGACAUCUAAAUACGUUUUCAUCCUCCUAAUACAUCCCAAAAGA
Molecule: messenger RNA, 1297 nt
Organism: Paecilomyces variotii
Lineage: Eukaryota; Fungi; Ascomycota; Eurotiomycetes; Eurotiales; Thermoascaceae
Exons: 2
Coding region: 103-1116 (337 amino acids)
Source: RefSeq, a predicted model, not a curated record